CAGCCAAUGAGCGGCCGCGGGCCGCAGCUCCCGGCGCCGUCCGCCAAGUGAGGCCGCGGCGGCGGCGGCGCGGGGGGCGGGGGGCGGGGGCCGGAGGGGCCGGGACGCCGGGCUCCGGGGCGGGGGCGGGGGGCGCGGGCGUCGGCGGCCCCGGGGUCGGCGGCGGCGGCCGGGGGGAGCCGCGGGGCCGGUCAUGCGGCUGCGGGGCCCGCGGCCCGGAGCGUCCGCCCAGCCCUGAGCGAGGCCCCGCAGGGCGCCCCCCGCCGCUGAGGAUGAGUCACUGCAGCAGCCGCGCCCUGACCCUGCUGAGCAGCGUGUUUGGCGCGUGCGGCCUGCUGCUGGUGGGCAUCGCGGUCAGCACCGACUACUGGCUCUACAUGGAGGAGGGCACGGUGCUGCCGCAGAACCAGACCACCGAGGUCAAGAUGGCCCUGCACGCCGGCCUCUGGCGCGUCUGCUUCUUUGCAGGUCGGGAGAAGGGUCGCUGCGUGGCCUCGGAAUAUUUCCUCGAACCCGAGAUCAACUUGGUGACGGAAAAUACGGAGAAUAUUCUGAAGACCGUUCGCACAGCCACCCCCUUCCCCAUGGUCAGCCUCUUCCUCGUGUUCACCGCCUUCGUCAUCAGCAACAUCGGCCACAUCCGGCCCCAGAGGACCAUCCUGGCCUUCGUGUCUGGCAUCUUCUUCAUCCUGUCGGGCCUCUCCCUGGUGGUGGGCUUGGUCCUGUACAUCUCCAGCAUCAACGACGAGGUCAUGAACCGGCCCAGCAGCUCGGAGCAGUACUUCCACUACCGCUACGGCUGGUCCUUCGCCUUUGCCGCCUCCUCCUUCCUCCUCAAAGAGGGGGCCGGCGUGAUGUCCGUGUACCUGUUCACCAAGCGCUACGCGGAGGAGGAGAUGUACCGCCCGCACCCCGCCUUCUACCGCCCGCGCCUCAGCGACUGCUCCGACUACUCGGGCCAGUUCCUGCAGCCGGAGUCCUGGCGCCGCGGCCGCAGCCCCUCCGACAUCUCCAGCGACGUGUCCAUCCAGAUGACGCAGAACUACCCUCCGGCCAUCAAGUACCCGGACCACCUGCACAUCUCCACCUCGCCCUGCUGAACCCCCUCCCGGGGAGCCCCCCUCCUCCCGGGGAGCCCCCCUCUUCCCGGGGAGCCCCCUCCUCCGCCCGGGGAACUUUGUCCUC
Pipistrellus kuhlii (Kuhl's pipistrelle) is the source of this 1185-nucleotide messenger RNA. RefSeq names its product calcium voltage-gated channel auxiliary subunit gamma 7 (gene CACNG7). Gene Ontology annotation, cellular component: postsynaptic density membrane; AMPA glutamate receptor complex. The record is from RefSeq and is a predicted model, not a curated record. Gene Ontology annotation, molecular function: channel regulator activity; voltage-gated calcium channel activity. Bases 273 to 1100 code for a protein of 275 amino acids. NCBI's taxonomy places the organism in Eukaryota, Metazoa, Chordata, Mammalia, Chiroptera, Vespertilionidae. Gene Ontology annotation, biological process: neurotransmitter receptor transport, postsynaptic endosome to lysosome; transmission of nerve impulse; calcium ion transport. The transcript has 6 exons.